AUGGUCCACCGGGUGCUCCUCCGAGGACAGCUCGCCUCUCGCACCUCAAAUGGGCACGUAGCUUUCAUUCCGCAAUGCAGAAAACUCGUUUUCGAAUACUGCGACAAAUGGCCCUCGUCCGCCAACGCCCGUACCUUCCUCCAUAACCAUCUUGAAGACUAUGCCCGCGCACAUCCUCAUGUUGAGAUCGUUGUUCGAGAACGGAAUCACAAACAGCCCAUCGUCCGAGGUUUCUACUUGAACGAUAGGGAGAAAGUCGUUGGCUUAAAAGGCUACGAAGUGACUGGCAUUCAGCAAAAAGUCCAGCUGCUCUUGGAUUCUUCGGGUGCCAAAAUCAAACCACUGAAGAGGAGGACAAUCGAGAGUACCACAGAGUCUGCUAGAGGCAUCUGGAGUGGUGUACACGUCGAGACACCGUUCAAAAUCUGA
Messenger RNA from Stereum hirsutum FP-91666 SS1, 429 nucleotides. RefSeq lists its product as uncharacterized. Bases 1 to 429 code for a protein of 142 amino acids. Gene Ontology annotation, molecular function: structural constituent of ribosome. Gene Ontology annotation, cellular component: mitochondrial large ribosomal subunit. The transcript is spliced from 2 exons. NCBI's taxonomy places the organism in Eukaryota, Fungi, Basidiomycota, Agaricomycetes, Russulales, Stereaceae. Gene Ontology annotation, biological process: mitochondrial translation. The record is from RefSeq and is a predicted model, not a curated record.